AUGGUUCUGUACAGCACUCCAUACCCCAGUACGUGCCUGCACUUCCUGGACGGCCUGUCGUGGAGCCUGGUCUUCCCCUGUUACUGGCUGCUGGACCGACUGUUAGCGUCAUGUGUGGCUACGUCUCUGGAGAAGCGUCAGCGCUCCAGAGACCCCUGCUCCUUCCUCAGCCUGUGUAUGCUGGUGUGGGCUCCAGUCUACCUGUUGCUGCUGCUGCUCUCUCUGCCCCUGGCUCUGCUGGGCUUCAUCCUGUGGGCCCCUCUGCAAGCCGUGCGCCAGCCUUAUCUGUACACAUACAUCAAAUUAGACAGGAGCCUGGCAGAGCAGGGCCAGGCAGGACCAGGGGGUUUGUCAGAGUGGAAGCCCCAAGGCCGGAGUUUUUGCUUCUGCAGUGCAAAUGUGUGCCUGCUGCCUGACUCUCUGGCCCGGUUCAAUAACCUGUCAGACACCCACAGGAGAGCACGAGAGGUGGGCAAGAGGAUCCGCAAUGGGGCCAAUAGACCCCAAAUCAAAAUCUAUGUUGACUCCCCCACUAACACCUCUAUCAGUGCUGCCUCCUUCAGUAGUCUUGCCACUGGUUUCCGUCGCACCUCGUCUCUGGACCACCGCCCAGAGCAGAGCCACAGCACCAGUGGGCCGGUGGAGCCCGUGGAGAGUGAGACUGAGCCCCUCACAGAGUGCCCUGUUCACUCCUCUGGUGCCCCCGACUGCCCCGCUCACCCCACAGUAGAACAAGGUUCUUCUUCCUGUCCCCUGCAUCAUGAUGGAGGGGAGUCUGCCCCAGAGUGCCCCCUGCACUCCCCCUCAGACUGUCCUGUCCAUAAUGGGGGCUCUGCUACAGACUGUCCUCUGCAUCAGUCUGCUGGAGGGCAGAACAAGAGCCCGGACCACAACUGCCCCGCUCACACCUCUAAAGAGGCUGAUCAGAACUGCCCCAUGCACUCUGCUGCUGGGCCUGAUAACAACUGUCCCAUGCAUUCCUGCGCAGAGGCAGAUCACAACUGCCCCAUGCACUCCUCCACGGGUGGAGAUCACACAUGCCCCCUUCACUCUGCUGCUGAGGCAGAACACAACUGCCCCAUGCACGGAGAGGGCACUCAGGCCAAGUGCCUCAUGCACAGCUCAUGUGUGCAGAUCAGCAUCAGUGCCCCGGAGCCGGAGGAGGAGGAUCCUGUGGACACAGCCUCUAUGACAGCGUCCCGGGAGUCCCUCACACGCUACCAUGGCGAUGGUGGGGGAAUGUACUCAAACAACACUCUCUCUCAUGUUCCGCAAACGUCCAUUUUCAAACGAGCAGCUCGAAAACGCCGCCACGGAGAUGAGUCAUUUGACCAUGACAUCACAGCUUUCUUCCCUGCUAAUCUGGACUUCCUGGCCCUGCAGGAAGUCUUUGAUCAUGGCUCCACCACAAGGCUCCGUCGCCAACUACACAGAUACUUCCCCUUCAUCCUGAGCGAUGUGGGGCAGUACGGCUGGAAGAGCUGCUGCUCCAGGUUCAAGUUCCUCAACAGUGGACUCAUGCUGGCCAGCAAAUACCCCAUACUGGAUGCUCGCUACGAGUGCUAUCCCAACGGCAGGGGCGAGGAUGCACUGGCUGCCAAGGGCGCUCUGUUUGCAAAGGUCCAUGUGGGCACUUCUCAUCAGGAGCAGAGGAUUGUGGGAUAUCUCACAUGUACACAUCUCCACGCCAUAGAAGGAGAUGCAGCAGUGCGCUGUGAGCAGAUGGACUUGUUGCUUCAGUGGGGGGCAGAGUUUCGGCAGGCCUCGUCCCAGCCUCCCGAAGGGGAAAAAGUCCUGGAAGAUCUCGUGGCCUUUGACGUCGUACUGGGAGACCUCAACUUUGACAACUGCUCUUCAGAGGACAAGCUGGAGCAGCAGCACGCACUUUUUACUCAGUACAAGGACCCCUGCCGCCUGGGGCCCGGUGAGGACAAACCAUGGGCUCUGGGGACUUUACUGGAUCCCAGUGGCCUUUAUGAUGAUGAAGUUAGCUCACCUGAAAGUUUACAAAAAGUGAUGGAGAAUGAAGAGGGCCGCAAAGAGUACCUGGUGUUCCCCCCCAGUAAGAGCCAGUGCCCCCGGAGCAGUCAGAAGGGCAGGAAGAUCCCUCUGAAGGGCAACGGCCGCCGCAUCGACUACAUUCUCUACAGCGACGAGGGCCUGCAGCCGGACUGGAAACUGGACCUGGAAGAGUUCAGCUUUGUGACUCAGCUGGCCGGCCUCACAGAUCACCUGUCUGUGGCCAUGAGAUUGGCGGUGUCCACCGGCGAGGACGAGCCUUAG
Knipowitschia caucasica is the source of this 2283-nucleotide messenger RNA. The record is from the annotation of a GenBank genome assembly. Lineage: Eukaryota; Metazoa; Chordata; Actinopteri; Gobiiformes; Gobiidae.